Molecule: messenger RNA, 7881 nt
Organism: Plasmodium coatneyi
Lineage: Eukaryota; Apicomplexa; Aconoidasida; Haemosporida; Plasmodiidae
Product: AP2 family
Exons: 1
Coding region: 1-7881 (2626 amino acids)
Source: RefSeq, a predicted model, not a curated record
AUGAUAGGACCUUUCCAAUCUGAGCACCUAUCCUGUGGAGAAAGUUUGACUGAUAAUUCGGGGCAGAAGGUAAAUUUCACCCCGUGCGCAGCUGCCGAAAGUGGAAACUAUCUGUAUGCGGUAUGCACUUCACAAGGAAGUACUACGGACAUCUUUAAUUCAGGCAUCCUUUGCAAUAGUGAUCUGUCCAGCGAAGAGAGAACUUUGUAUCCGUGUCGUAGUUUAAGUGGAUAUUCCAACGAAGAAGUACUAUAUGGUUACUCUCCCAGGAGAAACAGACAGAAUUCGAUGUUAAAUAGGAGCAGAAAAGUGUCGAACAAAUCAAGAGCCAUAUAUAAAAGAACAGGAAAGAAAUAUCAAAGGAAAAAUCUUAGUAAGAACAAUUCCAUAUCCUUUGAUGUUGUCAGCCAAGGGAAGAAAGAAAUCGGCAUGAAGAGCUUUGAUGAAGGCAGAUUCAGACGGCUACCUGCACUUGACACAAAGAAGGAUACGUUUUCUAUCCCCAACACAGAAGAUUCUGCUAUGAAGAACAUGUUUCUCCGCAAUGUCCAUAGGACUGACUCCCCUACUAAUGGUGGGAACAUCAGCGCAAAUCGGAACGAUGACCUACAUGUGGUUACCUUUAAGUGCUGUGUGGAUUGUAUUGGGCACGCGCGUUGCACGAAUUAUAUGACUGCUGAUGCGACUGCCGGAACUGAGGCAGAGCUUCCCCGCAUGGAGGACCGAAACGGAAAAGAUGAGGUAAACUUCAAGGCUGACAAUUCCAACAACGCUGACCUGAAUAACAAAGGAGAUACACAGCUUAGUGAACAGAAGCAGGGGAACGAGCACAAAGAAGAAAUGUACAAUUGCACAUAUGAAAAUGAUAACCCAGAAAAAGGCAAAAGAGAAUGUUUCUGGAAAAAUGGAGGCCUCAUAGAUGAAAAGGAACAAACAGAUGCAUAUAAUGAUCUGGUUGAAAAAAGCACACUGCAUGAUGGAAAGGAAAACAAAUUGGAGCUUCCAGUUAGCAUGCAAGAGAAGAGUCCCUCGGAUAAUCCUCCCAAGGAUGGAAGAUGGAGAAGAAAAAGAACUGCAUCCAAUAAUGGAAGCAACGUUUCAGCACGGAAGAAUGUAAAAAAGGAUUGCAAAUGGAACACACAAAUAUGUCCAAACGAAAACUCAAAAGAACACAUGUACAUUGAAGGUUUCAAUGAUCAGUUGAAUAACCCUUGGAGGAACGAUGAGCAAGGACACUAUGGGAAGGAGAAGCAAAUAUACGUCCCAUGCAGCACGAUCGAAGAAGCACUAGAAUCUAAUAAAAUAGGAGCCCCUUCAAAAUGGCGCAGAAAUACAGAAUCAAUAGGGGGUUGUAAAGAGCAUCCUAAGGAGGAAAAUCUGAUUAAUAGCUGGAAUAAGUGGAAUGUACUCUCCACCGAUGUGAACAAAAAUGUAGCUCUUUGUGAAAGCGAAGGAUAUAUUCCUCACCAGGAAAUGAAAGAGGAGCAUGCAGAGAAUUAUCAAAUGAUGGAGAUUGGGAUAACCAGGAACGAACAUAUGUGCGAGAGCAAUUUAGCUGUUCCACUUAAUCAUUUUAAUGCUGCUACUCAAGGAGAGAAUUACUACAUGGCGAACAAAAUUGGCACGGAUAAGACGGCAUAUCCAUGUACUAACGAACUUGCCCUGUCGAAAGAGACACAAUGGAAUAGGAACAACUAUGGAAAGGUGGAAUCUUCCAUAGAAGGGCUUUUAGGAAGAAGAAUUUGGGAAGAAAAUUUCUAUGAGGGGCAACACAUAACGGGUGAUAUUUCAAACGAACAUAUUCUGAGGGCAGACAUAUGGCAGGGGUACUCUACGGCAGGUUACCCGGUAGGGGGCAACCCGGUGGAGAACUGCCCGGUAAGGAGUCACGCGAUGGAAGAUAACCCUGUUGAGGCCUACCCAUUGGAGAGUUACCCUGUGGACAUAUACCCGGUAGAAAGCUACCCUUUGGAAAUAUACCCGUUGGCUAGUAACUGGGUAGGUAGUAACCCCCUGGAGAAUUACCCCCCUCGUUGGGUUAUAAAAAAGGAGCAAUGCUAUUCUGUACCUGAAGUACCUGUAGAAGUAGAGGCCUUCGCGUGGGAAGCAGCGAAUCUAUCGAAGAGAGAAGAGCUGGGAAAGCAAGAAAAACAAAAUGCUCAUAUGAAUACGUGUUUCUUGUCAAAUAUGAACAAAGAGGAGUUAACUCUUCCAUCUAAGGUUACAAACAUGGAAGCACAUGCAAAGGGAAAAAUUAAUGUUCAUUCGAUUCUUAAUAACAACAAAUGUUGCAGUUGCAGAAUGAAGGGAAAAAUAAAAAUGGAAGUGCCUGAUCUUGUCGUGUACUUUACCCAAGGGGCUACCUCCUCAAAAUUGCACACCAUCGCGAACAUCGCAGGAAAUACAGCAACGGGCGCAAGAACGAGUAGUAUAAUUCAUGUCCCGAAUAAUGACAAUCUGACAGAUACGCUAAGCAACAAGUUUGACUUGAAGAACCAUACGGACAUGUUAUAUUUCAUUCAGGGUGGAUUGCGCGAUGAUAGGCGGAUAGUUUGUUCUCACACGCACAUGUUAGAUCCGAGUGUAAGUGCAAAUAUGCUCAUGCCAGGUGGUAGUGCAAGCACACCCCUGAUUGUCCCAAACACACACAUGGACACCCUAGGAGCUAUUGCAUACACAACCCGGAUUAGUCCAAACACAAACGUGCCCAUUCUAAUGGAUUGUGCACCAUCACGGGGUCAUGGCGAAAAUGCACUUGUGCUUCCAGGUAAUGACGUGAUACAAGCUAAUAACGAAGCAUUCAGCGUAGGAGCGAUUAACAACUAUUACAUCCCAUACCCCGGUUGGGAUAAUUAUUCCAAUUUCUGGACACAACAAAAUUUUAGUCCAUACCAAUACCCGUAUAUUAAAAGUAUGUGGCCAAAUGAGUACAUGAGUAUUUCGGUGGAGAAUUGCUCAGGCUAUCCUUACAACCACCCGAUAGGUGUGAGCCAUUUCGGGGUGCUCGAUCCGAAAUGUGCAGACAAUUAUUUUUAUCCCAGUUGGGACAAUUCGUUGCAACGUUUCGGGGCCAACGAGGUAUGCUAUUAUAAUGGGAUACGCUACGAUGGGACAUUCAAUUUCAAUGGCGCGAACUUGUUCUAUCAUAACCUGGGGUUCAACAAUUGUGAAUUCUCCCAGGAGGGGAAUAACUUCCUUUGCACCGAUGUGUUCCCAAACUAUGGUGGUAAUUCCUGCGUUACCAGCACGUACCAUAACUUCCCCUCCUCCCAAGCGUUAAUUACACAAGGUUACAGUUAUUACCAAAAUGAUCCCCAAAUGGCAAUAUCAAAUGCUUCAUAUAACUUAAAGGACCAAUACAAGCAAAACGGUAGCAAUAAAAGAGAUUUGUUUUCCAGGUGUUCAGUCAGAGGCGAAUACUAUUGCACCCCUAAUACAAACAGUACAAGAGUUAUCCCAGAAAAUAACUUUUUCCUCAUCGAAGGGAAUAAUAAUAGCAUUAUUGGUCACAUUAGGAGGGAACAAAUGAAUCCAGAAGACGGGACGGAUGUCAUCCCUGAUGUUAGUUAUCAAUCCGUUCCGUAUAUUCACGGAGCUGCAUGGAAUGGUAACCCCCAUAUUUCCGCAAAUAAUUGUUCAAGCUAUCCAGUUGUUAACCUUAACGAAGGGGAAAGUUACAGUCCUGGUGCAGUUGGCAAAUGGGAGGUAAUGCCCCACGAGAGUAAGAACAACGAAGGCAAUGAUGAUUGGAGAACAAAGGAAAACACAGCACGAGAAUUAGAAGCCACUAAUGUCCAAGUGAGCGAUCAGGAGCGUGAUAUGGGGGGACACCUUCCUGGAGAUGGAAAAGGGGGGCAUACGAAUGGUAUUGAGGUGAAGGUAAAAAGGAAGGCUUCGAGUGAUGUCCAAAGUCAUUACGAAAGUUGUAAUGAAAGUGACGAUCAGCCUGACGAUCAACCUGACGACCUGCAGAGGAUAGCUGUCAGUAGCCCACACAACACCCCCACUCCAAAGAACGACGAAUGUGUGCAUGCAAACGGGAAAAUUGGAGAAGCGAAUUCACUAAAUUAUUACAGAACAAAAUGUACUAGAGAAGGUACAAAUAAUUACAACAAGCAGGGGGUAGAGAACUUAAGUACGGACAGAGGAAAUAGCAUCAUCAACCGUGACAUACGUUAUGAAGUUUGCUUUCUGGAGAAUGACUACAAAGGCAACUGCUGUGCUGCUUUAUGUACCAAUCGGGACGACACAUUGGCACGUCCAGGAAGCGCAAACAAAAUUUUAAAAAAUAUAUCUGCAUGUGAUAGGUGGAAUAGUGGGAAGGAAAGGAAGAAUCUGUGUAGUUACAGCCCAAAUGGUGAAAGAGAAUACGAUGCAUGCGGUCAUUGGAGUAGAAUUGAUUUACCCUAUUUUUCGAAUCAUCAUGUGUACAAAAUACGCUACCCUGUGGAUCAUGGGUACUCACAUUCUCCCCAUUCGUUCAGAGGGGACAUGGUAAGUAACUGGCACUUAAGUAGUCUGGGUGCAACUAAUCAGGUUAACUUGCACUGUGCCGAUUUUUUCAGGAAUUAUGUUAAUGUGAAUGCUCCCGAAAGUGUUGCACACGUCACUGGCGGUGGUAGUUAUCCCAGAGACAAUUUUUACAAUUUGAACUGGUACGGAUAUGCCCAUAGGUUGGGUCAUUCCGGUACACUAGCGAACGCAGUUACCUUCAAUCAUGCGUGUUGGCCUAGUUAUACAAGCCAUCCUCAACACCCCUACGAUUUAAACUACUACACGUAUUAUAACCACACAAAUGAACACCCCCUGGACUACCAACACUUCCCAAAUGAUAAAAAUUUCGGGGUCAAUUGGAACCAUUCUAGAGAGACCUUCCAACUAUGCUUGCCCCAUUGUUACGCCAACAUUGACUACACCCUGGAGAAGCCUUUUUAUUUCCUUGACAACUAUUUCCUUGCUGCGUCAGAUGAGGUGAGAAACCUCUCCGUUAACAAGAUCAAUACGAUUGAGACAAAUGUGAGUAGGGUAACAAAUGGCAUUGCUUUAAAGGACUUAAUACAGGGUACCAAUUCUUCUGAAGGCACAAACAUUUUUAGAAUAAAGAGCGAACUGGCAAAUGAAGAUGAUAUCAGCCCCACUAAUGUUCCCAUUAGCUCCAAAUGUAACAACACAUUUGACAUAAAGACCAGUCCGCUUCACAAUAAAACAUAUAACCUUUUAAGUAUUUCCACAAAAUGUGAUAGCCUUGGUUUUAAUAACGAUGAUGGUGCCCUCGUCCAUGGUGGAGCAUCCCCCACUGGAGUGAACCAAAGAGAGAAGGUCAAUACGAUUGCUGUGAAGGAAGAACACUACGGUGCGUGCAUUCUUGAAGGGGAUAGCAAUACCUUUCAAAUAGGUGAAGGAAAUGGAAGUAAAGACGGGGCGGAAGUCAAUACACAUGCAUGGGGGGAAAAAUAUUUUGGUUCAUGUGUAAUGGAGAAUAUGGAAAAAUGUGAAGACGGAAUAAAGCUGCAAAAGUUGGGAAGUAGUCAAAUGUGUGUGCCACGCGUGAAGGCGGAAGAGGACGGAAACGGUGCGGAGAGUGAUACCGCCUGUACCCCGCUGAACUGCGCACACUGCAAGAGCGAAGGAGAUAUGUACAUUAAUGAAGGAAUGAGAGAUGAAUGUAGCAUCUUCGUCAAAAUAGAAAUAAAUGAAAAGGGAGACGCUAAUAACGGAGACGUAAGUGGCUAUCAAAACAAAACUGAGUGCACACAUGAUGAUGGAAAUAUUGUGCAACACUUAAAUGGAAUGGAUGCACAUUUGGAAAAUAUGAAUUGCAUGUACACCGACGGGGAAUACAAUUACUUGAAUGAGGAAUAUUUUUUGAACAACUGCGUGAAUGAAGUGAACUCCCCGAACGAUAUAUGGCAAGGAAGAAAUUCUUUGAGUUAUGCAGACUAUGAGGAGUACAUGGAACAGUACAGUUACUCCCAUUCGCACAUGUCUGGGAUGUGUGCUCACUUGGACGAAGAGAGCAAAGAGGAGCUCACGGAUGGGAGGAAUGGCGACAGCGAAGACAAUGGUAGUCACAGUGAAAGUGUCCAUGGGAGCGUCAGUAGGAGUGACAGCGAAAGGGAUAGCCUCGAUGAUCGCACAAAUGAAAGCGUCCCCCACAGCACAGACAGGCCGCUGGAAUGCGAAAAUAAUAUGUACGGCAGUGAGCACGUAAGUGAUUCCCUAUACUGUACAGGCCAUAUUGCCAAUAACAGCAGUGUCAUUUAUUCCGACAUGCCAGCCGAUGGAGGAAAUGAGGAUGCAAUUUUAGAUGAAACUGAUUUCGACGGCAUGAAUAGUGAACAGUACAAUGGUACCUCCCCUGGUGGGAUUAACAACACGGAUGGCAACAUAGUAGAAGGAUACUCCUAUGGCUACCUUUCUGAGUUAUUGAGCAACUACCUAUAUUGUUACGCACAUGGAGUAAGCACCCACUCAGAUGAGGACGGAAACCAAUCAGUGAUCCCAAGUUGCACGCCGGAGAACACAAAUGGAAGUACCCAGGAUGCAGAAAACAUCUCCGAUGAACAGGUUGACAGGUUAAGUUGUGAAUAUACCGAAAGUGACAGUGAUGGGGCGAAUGAAUCGGAUGAAGACACGGAUGAAGAGGUCAACUCGGAAAACCCUACUGACGAGAAGGGGAGUGUAUGUAUGCCUAACGUGGGCAGUGUAAACAACACUAGCACGGGCAACACGAUUAUCACAAACAUAGGUAGUGAAAGCAGGGCCAACACAACCAGCAGUACGCGCACGACCGAAAAUAGCCGCAGCACUAACGACGGAGACAAUUCUCCAAAUAGAGUCAACAGAAUAAAGAGCGAAAUUACCACAUGCAGCGUUAAUGAUACACAGAAAGAGGACGGAUGCAUCAAGCAAUGCAAAGGUGAACAAAUGGACCACACAAUAAAAAUCAAAUCGGAAAAAGAACUGAAAAAAAGAGGAAGAAAAAGAAAAAAUGCAAAUGAUUUUACAUAUGUACAGGAAAAAGAAAUAGUGAAAAAGAGAUAUAAUAUACAGAAGGAAGUGGUCCUAACUAUGGAAGAAGGGGAUCUAAAAGUCAUCGCUGAAGAAAUUAUUAAGAAUACUCGUUUGUUACCAAAGAGGGGACCCAACGGUAGGAGUACCCUGGAUUCUUCUCAUCCCAUGCAUAGCGUGUGGAAAGACACAUACGGGGGGAAUUGUUCAUGGAGAUGCAGAUGGUGGGAAAAUGGGAAACGAAUAAGUAAAAACUAUAAUAUCAAAAGAUAUGGAGAGGAAGAUUCUUUGAAAAUGGCUAUCAUUACAAAGUUGAGAAAUAGCUCACCAGAAGAACGCAUCCUUUAUUUGAAUUACCAGAGGGAAUUUCUAAAUUUCUGCUACGCCAAUAAUUGGAUACCAAAAGGGGAAAGCGACAGGGGGGAGGAGGAUCAAGAUGCUGCUAAGGAAACAACCGAGAAGGACGACUUGUUGAACGGAGAACAAAGAAGCAAUGAAGUAGGGGACAUGGAUGCACAGGAAACUAACAAGCAAUGUGAUCAGGAAAAGGAUUCAGAAGCAACUACUUCGAGUGUUCCCCUCAUUACAUGCAGCACAAACAACUUCUCCGAUGAUGCAAGUGCACCACUCCAUGGGCAUAACCUCCGAAGUAGAAACAAACGCACUCUUUGCACCAACACAGGAAGUAGCAAGAAGUGCCGAAUCCUUAAGUGUAAUGCCGACGACCCGAACAUCGACACUGUUGGGCACCAUCAGCAAGGCAAUGGAACAAACGCCAUAAACGAAAGAAAUGCAGAGCACGCUUUAAGCGAACGGAGCGCGCUAAAUGCGGUGAAGGCUGAGGUAGAGGUAAAGUUGGAAAUGAUGUGA